GCACCUGCUGAAAAGGGUGGCGAUGACGUCAUCAACGCGAGACAAAUCGACUACUAAACGUUUCGAUGAAGGACCCAAACCACGUGAACUGCGUGAGCUGCCUUGAGAAGAGACAUCUCAGAUUAUAGACACGAAAGACAUUGUUAUUAAAACAGAAAUGUCAUGUUUUAGUGGAGAUCUCAACUUCUGCCCUGAAUGUGGGAAUAUUCUUCCAGUGCCUGGAAGGGAAAACACUAUUACCUGCCCGCGGUGCUCUUUCAGAAUCCCUGUUCGAGAAUUCACAGGUCAAGUGAUUAAAUCAUCAGUGGUGUUUAAUCCUCUGGAUCAGAGCUCCAGCACUGUUGACAGCGGAGAGGAUGCUGAGCUGAAGGGGCCAGUGAUUGACAGGAGAUGUUCCCGCUGUAAUAAAGAAGGAAUGGUUUAUCACACAAGACAGAUGAGAUCUGCGGAUGAAGGACAGACGGUCUUCUUCACAUGCAUACACUGCAGGUUUCAAGAAAAGGAGGAUUCAUGAGAAACAUUGCUGCUGUUAUUGACAUUUAAAUGUAUAGGUUAUCAGAAUUUAAAUAAUGUGAAAUAUUAAAAAGGAUUAUGGACAUGUCUUCAAUGUUAUUAAAAAGAAAAGAAAAAAAUAA
Molecule: messenger RNA, 635 nt
Organism: Carassius carassius (crucian carp)
Lineage: Eukaryota; Metazoa; Chordata; Actinopteri; Cypriniformes; Cyprinidae
Product: DNA-directed RNA polymerase I subunit RPA12-like
Exons: 5
Coding region: 158-514 (118 amino acids)
Biological process (GO): DNA-templated transcription; termination of RNA polymerase I transcription
Cellular component (GO): RNA polymerase I complex
Molecular function (GO): DNA-directed RNA polymerase activity; nucleic acid binding; zinc ion binding
Source: RefSeq, a predicted model, not a curated record